AUGGUAACACGCAAGUACCUCAGUGAAAAGGCAAUACCGAAAAAGUAUGCCGAGGUUAAGAUCAAUGUAGCAGCAUCUCUCCAGUCAGCAGAAAUAGUUGCCCUUACCUGUGACGGCUGGACCUCCAGGGCGACUGACUCGUAUGUCACCAUAACAUGUCACUAUAUCGGAAGCGACUGGACACUCGCGUUGCAUGUUUUACAAACCCAGGCUGUCCACACCAGCCACACAGCAAGUAACAUCGCAGCAUUGUUGAACGAGGCCUUAAUUGAAUGGAACAUUGGGGAUAAAGAACUGGCUCUCGUAACCGACAAUGCAGCAAACAUGGUCCGUGCGGCGGCGCUAAUGAAUGUGCUUCACUUUGGUUGCUACGCACAUACGCUGAAUUUAGCGUCGCAAGCGGGACUCAAACUCCCUAAAAUGGCCCAGUUGCUUGGCAAAAUCAGACGAAUAAGUGGCUUCUUUCAUCGAAGCAGCAUUGCCAGCCAUACUCUGAAAGUCAAACAAAAGCUACUAGAUCUACCCUCACAUAAGCUGAAGACUGACGUUGUAACUCGAUGGAACAGCGCAUUGGAGAUGCUUGAGUGGUUCCUGGAGCAACACCCAGCCAUAUCUGCAGCGCUGCUCUCACCUGAAGGUCGUAGAAGUGAGAAAGAUAUCUUCACUUUGUCGGAGGCUGCCAUAACUACUGCAGAAGAUAUAGUGAAAGCUCUGAAUCCCAUGAAAGUUGCCACACUAGCCAUGUCUGAAGAGUGCACACCAACUUUAUCAGUUAUUGGUCCUCUGCAUGCACAGCUGUUACAGGAGAUGAAUAUUGGACCCGGCGACUCCAAAAUCAUCAAGGACUUAAAAUCCACUAUACAUGACAACCUAAUGUCACACAUUUUCAAGACUGAUGAGAGAGAUUGUCAGUCUGGACCAAAGGAAAAUACAGAACGCAAGCAUAGAAUGAAAACUGUGCUUUUGCAGCAAGAAAGUGACAGUACUUGUGUGGAAGACACUGUGCCUGUUCACCAGAACGCCACCUCCCUGGACCCUCAUGAUGAGGUGGGAGAUGCAGAAGACCCCACAGCAGCCAAGAAGACAAAGAUGUCUGCACUGAUGGGUCUCCUUGGAGCAGCCUACAAAACAGCAGCUCCAGCAUCAAAGAAAACUGUGACUGAAAUGGCAGAAGAGGAAGUGGCAAGACACAGGGAAGCCAAGCCUAUCAUACUCUCUGAAAACCCACUAAUCUGGUGGAAGACGCAUGCAGAAGAGUAUCCUCUUUUAGCAAAACAAGGAAAUAGUUAUGUGUCCAUUUGA
Molecule: messenger RNA, 1302 nt
Organism: Triplophysa dalaica
Lineage: Eukaryota; Metazoa; Chordata; Actinopteri; Cypriniformes; Nemacheilidae
Product: E3 SUMO-protein ligase ZBED1-like
Exons: 3
Coding region: 1-1302 (433 amino acids)
Source: RefSeq, a predicted model, not a curated record